AUGUAUUCAGAAAACUGGACCCAAGUGACAGAAUUUGUGCUGAUUGGUUUCCCUGGAAGCUGGAGUCUACAGAUCAUGCUAUUCAUAGGGCUUCUGGUGAUAUAUGUCGUGACAAUUCUAGGGAACUUGCUCAUCAUUGUGCUUAGCUGGACUGAUCAUCGCCUGCAAACCCAGAUGUAUUUCUUCCUGAGAAAUCUCUCUCUCCUGGAGCUGGGGUGGGUCUCUGUUGUGGUCCCCAAGAUGAUGGUCAGCAUCAUCACCAGGGACUACUCUAUCUCCUUUGCUGCCUGCAUCUUGCAGUCCUACCUCUAUUUCCUCCUGGCCACCAGUGACUAUUUCCUCUUAGCUGUUAUGUCUUUAGAUCGCUAUCUGGCUAUCUGUCGUCCAUUACAUUAUGAGACUCUGAUGAAUGGUCCCAUCUGUAUCCGACUAGUGAUAGCCUCCUGGAUUUCUGGCUUCUUUUGGGUGCUCUGUCCUACCAUCCUCAUGGCUAGCUUACCUUUCUGUGGCCCCAAUGUCAUUGACCACUUUUUCUGUGACAGCUGGCCAUUGAUGCAACUCUCUUGUGGGGAUACCCAACUUCUGAAGUUAGUGGCAUUUAUACUUUCCACAGCUGCUCUUCUAGGUUCUCUGGGACUGACUUCUGUAUCCUAUGUCUGCAUCUUUGCUACUGUCUUCCGAGCUCCAACAGCCAAAGAAAAGAGGAAAGCAUUUUCCACCUGUGCUUCACACCUUGUUGUGGUUGUCAUUGCCUAUGGAGGCUCCAUCUUCCUCUACAUUCGUACAUCAGAGAGCCAGUCUAUGUCACUAAAGAAAGGGGCCUCAGCCUUAGUAUGUAUCAUUACUCCACUUCUGAAUCCAUUCAUCUUUAGUCUCCGUAAUGAUAAGGUGAAGCAGGCCCUAUGGGAUGCCCUGAAGUGGCACAGGAACAUAGGUGCCAGAAGAUUAUGA
Molecule: messenger RNA, 951 nt
Organism: Antechinus flavipes (yellow-footed antechinus)
Lineage: Eukaryota; Metazoa; Chordata; Mammalia; Dasyuromorphia; Dasyuridae
Product: olfactory receptor 6T1-like
Exons: 1
Coding region: 1-951 (316 amino acids)
Biological process (GO): G protein-coupled receptor signaling pathway
Cellular component (GO): membrane
Molecular function (GO): olfactory receptor activity; G protein-coupled receptor activity
Source: RefSeq, a predicted model, not a curated record